ACCCAAGCCGAACAAUUCGGCUUCGGUAGAAUACAGUGUUACCUUUCUUCGGAAAUGAAGACCUUAUGGAUAGUGUUGGCAGUGUCGGUUAGUGUGGCUUAUGGACUUGAAAAUGGACUGGCUCGAACCCCUCCGAUGGGUUGGAUGAGUUGGGAGCGAUUCCGAUGUAUUACCGAUUGUACGAAGUAUCCUGAUGAGUGCAUUAGUGAACAAUUGUUUAAGCGUAUGGCCGAUUUGAUGGUGUCGGAGGGAUAUCUGCAGGCCGGAUACAACUUUGUGAACAUCGACGAUUGUUGGUCAGAGAUGAAACGAGACUCCAGUGGGCGAUUGGUGCCUGAUAAGAAGCGGUUUCCCAACGGAAUUAAGCAUUUAGCAGACUACAUUCAUUCCAAAGGACUUAAAUUUGGUCUGUACCAAGACAUUGGUACAAAAACUUGUGCUGGAUACCCGGGUAUGAAGGAUUACUUUGAUGUGGAUGCGCAAACCUUCGCUGAUUGGGAUGUCGAUUUCAUUAAAAUUGACGGUUGCUACGCCGAUGAACGUAAAAUGGUGGAUGACUAUAUAUUGUUUGGUGAACUUAUGAAUAAAACUGGAAGACCUAUUCUAUAUUCAUGCAGCUGGCCCGUUUACCAGGAAUACAAUGGAAUAAUUCCAGAUUACCAGAUACUGAAAAAGACUUGCAAUAUGUGGCGCAAUUGGGGCGAUAUCGAUGACUCUCACAGCUCCGUAGAAUCCAUUACACGCUACUUCUCAGACAACCAAGCGCGCAUACAACCCCAUUCUGGUCCUGGCCAUUGGAAUGAUCCAGACACUCUUGUCCUAGGAAACUUUGGCCUCAGCUACGAACAAAGCAAAUCGCAAUUAGCAGUGUGGACGGUCCUUGCUGCGCCUCUGCUAUUGUCCAACGAUCUGGCAACGGUUACUCCGGAGAUCAGAGAACUUCUGCUGAACAAAGAAAUCAUAGCGGCCAACCAAGACCCUCUUGGCAUUCAAGGUCUGCUGGUAAAAACUAUUAACAGAAUCGAGAUAUGGAAACGACCGAUACUCCCCAAGGUGAAGGAUGAAAUGACGCAAGUCGUGGCUUUCGUCAGCCGCCGCGCCGAUGGAGCACCAUAUGCCGUUCGAGUGAAGCUCGUCGAAGAUCUUGGCAUCAGUGAUAACAGUUACAUCAAAGGAUAUAAGGUUUACGAUUUGUUCAACAAAGAUCGCAAACCAACAUUUGUACCAGCGAAUGGAACAUUCGAAACGCGAAUCAACCCCACUGGAGCCAAUUUCUAUCGAUUUGAACCGAAAUUGAAUGUCGCCCUAAGAGGCAUGACCGAGUGGAAUUAUUAAAUGAACCGAUGCACUCUCGUUAGAAAUAGAUUGAAAACUUGUAUGGGAAUAAACAAUUGAACGGGCGCAUCACUUAAGGCGUCUACUUAA
This is a messenger RNA of Aedes aegypti (yellow fever mosquito), 1425 nucleotides long. Its product is annotated as alpha-N-acetylgalactosaminidase. Gene Ontology annotation, biological process: oligosaccharide metabolic process; glycosylceramide catabolic process; glycoside catabolic process. Gene Ontology annotation, molecular function: alpha-galactosidase activity. The transcript has 7 exons. NCBI's taxonomy places the organism in Eukaryota, Metazoa, Arthropoda, Insecta, Diptera, Culicidae. Bases 55 to 1335 code for a protein of 426 amino acids. The record is from RefSeq and is a predicted model, not a curated record. Gene Ontology annotation, cellular component: cytoplasm.